AUAUUGGAUCUUGCAAUUCGUUUCCCUGAGCUGAAAACAUUAAGAAGCUGUGACAUACUGCCAUCCAGUUGGAUUUCAGUGGCAUGGUAUGAUUACUCACCUUCCUUUGGAAUGAGUAGAAAUAACAACACACUCAUGCACACACUAGGUGAAAGUGACUUCCUCUCACUGGUGGAAUUGAUGAUAAUACCAAUGGGACCAACAUUAAAAGAUUUGGAUGCGUGUUUCCUGACUUUCCACUUUCUUCAUAUGCCUAUGCCAGGCGUGCAGAGUGCUAAUGGCCCAGUUUUGAUUAAUCCCAGUGAGAUGGAUGGUGUCCCCAAGAUUUCAUUGCGAGUAUUUGGCCUUGCUUCCUACAAGUUCAAGGCAUCGUUGUGGACACCCAAUGGGGAAUCUGAGCGACAGUUAAACUCCCUAUUGCAGGAUGCUGACAAAUGGGUUGAGCUAAGCCUGGGAUCAUUUGUCCCUCAGUUGAGAAAAUAUAUGCAGUAUUAUAUCUGCUAA
Messenger RNA from Thlaspi arvense, 504 nucleotides. The record is from the annotation of a GenBank genome assembly. NCBI's taxonomy places the organism in Eukaryota, Viridiplantae, Streptophyta, Magnoliopsida, Brassicales, Brassicaceae.